CGUCACAUCAUAGCGACACACUCCGAUGCCAGAGACAGGGUCGAUUUAAACAGUAAAAACAUACAGUUUGGGACCAAUAUCAUGGAGGCCGCAGGGUUCUGUGGAAUGGAGGUGGCGACUCGGGGGCUAGUGGGGGGAUCUGGCAGCAGCUCCCCUCCAGAGCUGGACAGCCCAGGUAGCCAGGAGCACCUGGGGAUGUUUGAGCUGGUCAGUAGCUGCUGCAGUGAGGAGGUGAGAGGGGAGACUCCAGGGAGAGAGGACUGCCCCCUGGACCCCAACAAUGAUGAGCUGGACCCAGGCGGUGGUGGUGGCAAGAUCAAGGACCAAAAGGGAUUGGGAAAAGAGGUUCUCUUACUGAUGCAAGCCCUGACCACACUAGCCUCCCCAGAGGAGAAGCUGGCCGCUUUGUGCAAGAAGUAUGCUGAUUCGCUGGAGGAGAGCCGCAGUAUACAGAAGCAGGUGAAGGUGCUGCAGAAGAAGCAGUCCCAGAUGGUCAAAGAGAAGAUCCACCUGCAGAGUGAACACAGCAAGGCCAUCCUGUCACGCAGCAAGCUGGAGAGCCUCUGUAGGGAACUGCAGAGACACAAUAAGACCCUCAAGGAUGACAACACGCAACGGUCCAGAGAGUAUGAGGAGCGUCGGAAGGAGGCCACCCUUCACUUCCAGAUGACGCUGAACCAGAUCGAGGUGCAGAUGGAACAGCACAACUCUCACAACUCCAAGCUGCGCCAGGAGAACAUGGAGCUGGCCCAGAAACUCAACAAGCUCAUCAAACAGUACGAGCUCAGGGAGGAGCACAUUGACAAGGUGUUCAAGCACAAGGAGAAGCAGCAGCAGUUGGUGGAUGCCAAGCUCCAGAGGACAGCUGAGCUGAUGAGAGAGUUGGAGGGGAAGCAGCAGAGAGAGAGAGACUUUCUCCUGAAAGACGCCACAGAGUGGAGACAUGAAUGUGAGCUGUUGAAGGGACAGGAGACGCAGCUCAAACAGCAGCUCUCUUUGUACAUGGACAAGUUUGAGGAGUUUCAGACCACUCUGGCGAAAAGCAACGAGGUGUUCACUACCUUCAGACAGGAGAUGGAGAAGAUGACCAAGAAGAUCAAGAAGCUGGAGAAGGAGACGACUCUGUGGAGAACGAAGUGGGAGACAAACAACCAGGCUCUGCUACAGAUGGCUGAGGAGAAGACACUGCGGGACAAACAUUACAAGGGCCUGCAUGGGAAGCUGGAGUGCCUGGAGAAACUGUGCCGGGCUUUGCAGAAGGAGAGGGACGACCUCACCCCCAAACUGGGAGACCUACAGUCAACAACCGAGGAGAAGGAGGAGGGGACGGGACCUCCAGACCCCCAGCCCAGCCAGGAGUCUACCCAGGAUGAGAUGUCUCCGCCUGGGAGGGGGGAAGAGACGCAGCCCCUUACUACCCCUGAACUGGAGCGAGAGUCCUCCACCACAGAGCAACUUGACAACUGAGCCACUAACCCCCUCUGCCUUUUGGGGGGUAUAUUUGAAUACAGUAUAUCUUUUUUUUUGUGUUGAAGUUAUAAUUAAGAUUAAAAUGACUGCAUAAUUAACAAUGAAUAUAAUACGUUUUGCGGUGAGCACGAGGCUCCCCCCUUUUCUACCACAUUUGUAUUUUCUUAGAUGAUUGUCUUCAUGCUGUUGGUUAGUUACAGGGCUGUUGUUCAGCAGCUUUCUCGUGGUCAGUCACAGGGCUGUUGUUCAGCAGCUUUCUCGUGGUCAGUCACAGGGCUGUUGUUCAGCAGCUUCCUCGUGGUCAGUCACAGGGCUGUUGUUCAGCAGCUUUCUCGUGGUCAGUCACAGGGCUGUUGUUCAGCAGCUUUCUCGUGGUCAGUCACAUGGCUGUUGUUCAGCUGCUUUCUCGUGGUCAGUCACAGGGCUGUUGUUCAG
Oncorhynchus masou masou (cherry salmon) is the source of this 1905-nucleotide messenger RNA. It is a transcript of the gene txlng, whose product is annotated as taxilin gamma. The transcript is spliced from 10 exons. Gene Ontology annotation, biological process: regulation of cell cycle. NCBI's taxonomy places the organism in Eukaryota, Metazoa, Chordata, Actinopteri, Salmoniformes, Salmonidae. Bases 82 to 1467 code for a protein of 461 amino acids. The record is from RefSeq and is a predicted model, not a curated record. Gene Ontology annotation, molecular function: syntaxin binding.